This is a messenger RNA of Prosopis cineraria, 2449 nucleotides long. Its product is annotated as GTP cyclohydrolase 1. Gene Ontology annotation, cellular component: cytoplasm. The record is from RefSeq and is a predicted model, not a curated record. Gene Ontology annotation, molecular function: GTP cyclohydrolase I activity; zinc ion binding; GTP binding. NCBI's taxonomy places the organism in Eukaryota, Viridiplantae, Streptophyta, Magnoliopsida, Fabales, Fabaceae. Gene Ontology annotation, biological process: tetrahydrobiopterin biosynthetic process; tetrahydrofolate biosynthetic process. The transcript is spliced from 2 exons. Bases 531 to 1970 code for a protein of 479 amino acids.
CCAUGGACUUGUAUAUAUAGAGAGAGAUAUGUGUGUGCUUGUGUGUCUCUCUGCAAUAACGAGGGUCAAGCGAAAACAAAGGUGUUUUUGGGUCAGUCCUGCGAGAAACGAUAACUUUCCUAUUCUUUCUUUCUCUUCCUCCUCUGUGGGUCCCCAUUCUCCUUCUGGUCGCAUCUUCCUCCUAAACGACGAUCCACUCAUUUCCACAUCAACCCUUUCUCUGUGGUUUCGCAGCUGCUCCUAUCAACCCUGUUAUCUUUCUCGUUUCUGGUUGUGGUUCUACUUUGAUACCAUUUCCACCUCGUUCUCGUUCCUCUUCGUUUUAUAUUUUUUCCUGCUUAUUGGACCCGAGAUUUGUUUUUUUAUCCUCUCGCGUGCUGAGAUUUUUGAUUCGUUUUCGGUUGUUUUUCUGUUACCCGUCAAGUCGUAUCUAGAUUUAUUACCUAAGUUUCUAUUUAAUUUGUUGGGAUUCGGUUGGUGUGGAGGUGGUUGAUUUGGUUGUAUUUGGGGAUUGGCGCUUGUGGUCUUCAAUGGGCUGCUUGGACGAGGGACAUUUCAAUGUUGAGCUUGAGAAUGUUGUGAGUACUAGUUGUGCUGAAUUGGGUUUAGAGGAGGCGAACACAACUGCCAUUGAAGAUGCUGUGAAAGUUCUGUUGCUUGGUCUCGGGGAAGAUAUAAACAGGGAAGGCAUCAGAAAGACACCACUUCGUGUUGCCAAGGCCCUUUGUGAAGGAACCAGAGGUUACAGACAAAAGGUGAAGGAAAUUGUUCAGGGUGCUCUAUUUCCUGAAGCUGGUCUGGAUGAUAGAGUUGGACAUGCAGGGGGAGCAGGCGGACUUGUGCUUGUUCGAGAUCUCGACCAUUUUUCUUACUGUGAGUCCUGCUUGCUUCCAUUCCAAGUCAAGUGUCAUGUGGGUUAUAUCUCUUCUGGUCAUAGGGUUGUUGGUUUAAGCAAGCUCUCCCGUGCGACUGAUGUUUUUGCAAAACGACUCCAAGAGCCUCAGCGUCUAGCAGAUGAGAUCUGUUUUGCUUUGCAUCAGGAAAUAAAGCCUGCCGGUGUCGCUGUUGUACUCCAGUGUUCCCAUAUUCACUUUCCAAACAUAGAAUCAGUUCUUCUUGACUCUAAACACCGAGGAUGGGUGAAGAUACUUGUUUCCUCAGGUUCAGGGGUUUUUGAGAACAAGACUGCAGAUUUAUGGGCUGAUUUCUUUAACCUCCUUAAAUUUAGAGGCGUUGAUAGGGAAAAAAUACAGUUUAGAGGAUCAUCUGAUCAGUGCUGGUGUCCUUCUCUGUCUUCCCUUUCUACUGAAGCUUCCUCCAAAAUUGAAGCGGUCAACUCAGUGACUAUCACUGCAGUAGUGUCGAUUCUCAAAUCUUUGGGAGAAGAUCCAUUAAGGAAGGAGCUUACAGGGACUCCGAGUCGAUUUGUGAAAUGGUUGAUGAACUUCCAGAAUAGCAACAUGGAGAUGAGGCUGCAUGGUUUCCUUGGUAAUGGGAUGAAUUCUUCAAACGUCAAUGGGAAGGUUAACUUGAAUGAGAAGCAAAUGUGCUCUGAGAUGAACUUGCCCUUUUGGUCUCAGUGUGAGCAUCAUUUACUUCCAUUUCACGGUGUUGUUCAUAUUGGAUAUCUCGGCUCAGAAGGAUUUAACACCAUCGGAAAAUCCCUUUUGCAGUCAAUAGUACAUUUUUAUGGUUUCAAGCUUCAAGUUCAGGAAAGACUCACUAGACAGAUAGCAGAAACCAUUUCACCACUGUUAGGUGGAGAUGUAAUAGUAGUUGUAGAGGCAAGCCACACCUGUAUGAUUUCCAGGGGGAUUCAGAAGUUUGGAAGUAGCACGGCUACCAUCGCUGUGUUAGGACAUUUCUCAACCGAUUCUUCAGCGAGGGCAUGUUCUUGCAGGGCAUUCCAAGCCCUACGUCUUGCGGAGGGCUAUGAUUGCUCUUUGUUUGAAUUCCCUCGGAAUAAUUAGCCGUUGUUCUAAACUGUCAGGCAGAACCCAUUUACAAUAAAAUAAGUAGCACAAGAAGCAUCAUCAUCAUCAUAAAGAGACAUGUUGAUCCCAUUUACAAUAAAAAUAAGUAGCAUAAGAAGUAUCAUCAUCAUAAAGAGACAUGUAAAUAUGUUAGACAUGUUAUUCAUUUGGGAUCCAUUUCUGAUCUGUUUACAUGUCUUUGUUAUGAAUUUGGUUUGGUGGUUGUGUACUGCUAUUUAGAGUCCCCCAAGUCAUUCUUCAAGGUUCAUUAUCUGGUCAGCUAGAAGUGCAGCAGCUUACACAUGGAUUAUAAUUGUGAAGAGAUCCUUCCAUGGAUAUUCGGCAGAACAAAGAUUACAAGUUUCUGAUAUUUUGUUGUUGUGCAAGUGAUUUACAUUUUACAAGCAGCGAUGGUUUUGAUGGUUUAUAGUCCGAUCGUUUUUCUUUCAUGAGUGAUUACUACGUUUUGAAUAUCA